AUGUUGUUCAACUACCAAUCUUUGCUCGUGGGAGUCUCCUUGAUCUCUCAAGCCCUAUCUGCACCUCUGUUGGAGUCGAGGGCAACUCCUGCUACCUCUGCUUUCCCUGAUUUGCAACGUGCAGCAAAGCUGUCUUCUGCUGCAUACAGUGGUUGCAUCGGAAAAGCCUUCGAUGUCACUAUUACCAAGAGGAUUUAUGACCUCUUGACCGAUACCAAUGGAUUUGUUGGAUACUCCACCGAAAAGAAGAAGAUUUCGGUCGUCAUGAGGGGCUCGACUACCAUCGCUGAUAUCUUGAACGACAUUGACACUACUCUUGUCACACCCUCGCUCUCAGGUGUGACAUUCCCUUCUGGCGUGAAGAUUAUGAGGGGUCUCAACAAACCUUGGUCCGCUGUGCACGACGAGGUCAUUGCUGAAGUGAAGUCGCUCAUCGCAAAGUAUCCGGACUACACUUUGGAGGCAACCGGACAUUCCCUCGGUGGUGCCCUCACCUACAUUGCCCACGUUGCACUUGCGCAGAACUUCCCUGGCAAGGCACUCACUAGCAAUGCACUUGCUGCCUUCCCCAUUGGCAAUGAAGCCUGGGCCAACUUUGCUGGCUCACAGGCUGGCACUUUGAACCGCGGAAAUAACAUCGCUGACGGUGUCCCAAAUAUGUACGUGAGCGGACUUUUCAACUUCAAGCACUAUGGAACCGUGAGUGAUCCCAUCAAUGCCAUUUUUACCAAUGUCCAAAAGCUUACCGAUGCACAGGAAUACUACAGCUCUGGUUUGAAGCUCACAUGCGUGAAAUGCGAGGGGCAGCGAGACCUAGCCUGCUCUGCUGGAAAUGGUAUGUACAGUGUCACUGUUGGCCACUUCUCCAGCUUCGGUAUCACAAUGAUGGGUGCUGGUUGUGGACUGCUUUGA
Penicillium coprophilum is the source of this 912-nucleotide messenger RNA. Its product is annotated as putative alkaline lipase. The transcript has 5 exons. Lineage: Eukaryota; Fungi; Ascomycota; Eurotiomycetes; Eurotiales; Aspergillaceae. The record is from RefSeq and is a predicted model, not a curated record. Gene Ontology annotation, biological process: lipid metabolic process. The coding region runs from base 1 to 912 and encodes 303 amino acids.